This is a messenger RNA of Homalodisca vitripennis (glassy-winged sharpshooter), 642 nucleotides long. Its product is annotated as protein gustavus-like. The transcript has 5 exons. The coding region runs from base 1 to 642 and encodes 213 amino acids. Gene Ontology annotation, biological process: proteasome-mediated ubiquitin-dependent protein catabolic process. Gene Ontology annotation, cellular component: SCF ubiquitin ligase complex. Lineage: Eukaryota; Metazoa; Arthropoda; Insecta; Hemiptera; Cicadellidae. Gene Ontology annotation, molecular function: protein binding. The record is from RefSeq and is a predicted model, not a curated record.
AUGCCGAUCACCGGCAUCCCGGAGGAGUUCCCGCUAACUUGCUUCCGGUCAACGUCCACCGGGGCAGCCGAUGCCGUGAGGGGAAGAGUUGGAUUCAGCCAGGGAAUCCACAUGUGGGCGAUCCACUGGCCUGCUGAGCUCCGUGGCUUGCACCCUAUGGUGGGUGUGGGUACAAAAGCCGCUGAUCUACACGGCAACGGAAUCAAUUCUAUCGUGGGGAGUGACGACCAGUCCUGGGGAUGGAACCUGAGCACUCUGAGACUACGUCACGACUGCAGCAUGGACAGUGCCGACUAUCCUGUUGUAGCACCUUACGAUGAUUUUGAAGUGCCCGACAGUUUUGGUGUUGUACUGGACAUGUACAAGGGAACACUGGGUUUCCUCAUCCGAGUUGGCGACAGAAGAUGUUACCUUGGAGAUGCCUUCACCGGGCUGCGUGGGAAGGUGCUAUUUCCCAUUAUCAGCACCAGCUCAGUGCCCUGCCAGGUCACCAUCACUUACAACGGCGGCUUGGACUCGGAACCCCGCUCCUUGAUGGAGAUUUGCAAGAAGUCCAUCAUGCAGACUGUUGAAGAUGACGACCUUGAAAUGAUAGAAGAGCUGGACUUGCCUCAGACAGUUAUUAAGUAUUUAUUAGGCUAG